UCCCAGCGGCCCCUGCUUCUCCUCCACCCAGACACAUCCCUUACCCGCCAGCCAUGGCCCCACUGGCCCUGCGCCUCCUCGUCCUCUUCCCCACCCUCCUCAGCCUGGUGGCCUCCUUGGACUGGAAGGCCGCCCCCAACCCAGACCCCUUCGCCAAGUGCAUGCACGACCCCGACUAUGAGCAGCUGCUCAAAGUGGUGACCUUGGGCCUCAACCGGACGCUGAAGCCCCAAAAAGUGAUUGUGGUCGGCGCGGGCGUGGCCGGCCUGGUGGCCGCCAAGGUGCUCAGCGAUGCUGGACACAAGGUCACCAUCCUGGAGGCAGAUAACAGGAUCGGGGGCCGCAUCUUCACCUUCCGGGACCGGAAGACGGGCUGGAUCGGGGAGCUGGGAGCCAUGCGCAUGCCCAGCUCUCACAGGAUCCUGCACGAGCUCUGUAAGAGCCUGGGGCUCAACCUGACCAAGUUCACCCAGUACGACGAGAACACCUGGACGGAGGUGAGCGAGGUGAAGCUGCGCAACUACGUGGUGGAGAAGAUGCCCGAGAAGCUGGGCUACAGCCUGCGCCCCCGGGAGCGGGGCCACGCGCCCGAGGAGAUCUACCAGAUGGCCCUCAACAAGGCCGUUAAGGAUCUCAAAGACAUGGGCUGCAAGAAGGCCAUGAAGAAGUUUGAGAGGCACACGCUGCUGGAAUACCUCCUCGGGGAGGGCAACCUGAGCCAGCCGGCCGUGCGGCUGCUGGGCGACGUGCUGUCCAAGGACGGCUUCUUCUACCUGAGCUUCGCCGAGGCCUUGCGGGCCCACAGCUGCCUCAGCGACCGGCUCCGGUACAGCCGCAUCGUGGGCGGCUGGGACCUGCUGCCGCGCGCGCUGCUCAGCUCGCUGUCGGGGCCCGUGCUGCUGAACGCGCCGGUCGUGGGCAUGACGCAGGGCCCGCACGACGUGCGCGUGCACAUCGCCGCCUCGCGCCGCGUGCACAACCUCAAGGCGCUGACGGCCGACGUGGUGCUGGUGACGGCCAGCGGCCCGGCCCUGCAGCGCAUCACCUUCUCGCCGCCGCUGUCGCGCAAGCGGCAGGAGGCGCUGCGCGGGCUGCACUACGUGCCGGCCACCAAAGUGUUCCUGAGCUUCCGCCGGCCCUUCUGGCACGACGAGCACAUCGAGGGCGGCCACUCGAGCACCGACCGGCCCUCGCGCGUCAUCUACUACCCGCCGCCCGGCGAGGGCGCGCUGCUGCUGGCCUCCUACACGUGGUCGGACGCGGCGGCGCCCUUCGCCGGCCUGAGCCUGCAGCAGUCGCUGCGCGUGGCGCUGGACGACGUGGCGGCGCUGCACGGGCCGCUCGUGUACCGCCUGUGGGACGGCAGCGGCGUGGUCAAGCGCUGGGCGGAGGACCCGCACAGCCAGGGCGGCUUCGUGGUGCAGCCGCCGCAGCUCUGGCAGGCCGACCCGGACAGCGGGCCCGAGUACGACUGGGCCGUCCCCUACGGCCGCAUCUACUUCGCGGGCGAGCACACGGCCCUCCCGCACGGCUGGGUGGAGACGGCGGUCAAGUCCGCGCUGCGGGCCGCCAUGAGAAUCAACAACCGCGAGCGUCACGUGCACGCCUCGGCCAACCCGGAGGAGCAGAAGCGCGCGCACGCGGCGGCCGGGCCCGUGGAGCCGGAGCACGCGGCGGCCGAGGCCAGCCCGGAGGAGCAGGAGCAGGAGCAGGAGCAG
This is a messenger RNA of Lepus europaeus (European hare), 1718 nucleotides long. RefSeq names its product interleukin 4 induced 1 (gene IL4I1). Lineage: Eukaryota; Metazoa; Chordata; Mammalia; Lagomorpha; Leporidae. Gene Ontology annotation, biological process: amino acid catabolic process. Gene Ontology annotation, molecular function: L-amino-acid oxidase activity; polyamine oxidase activity. The record is from RefSeq and is a predicted model, not a curated record. The annotation marks the transcript as partial. The transcript has 7 exons.